AUGGACCAUCAUGCUCCUUCAAGCAUGAACGGCGAUAAGGACCUCACCACUACUGCAUAUAGUACUACUGAUGAAAAGGCUACGACAACCCUGAAUGAUACGAUCGACGCUGUUCGAAAGCAAGUAAACCGAAAGCUUGAUACUCGUUUUGUUGUGUGGGCGUUCUUGGGAUUGUUUGGCAUGCAUCUGGAUCGAACCAACUUGCCUAAUGCCUAUGUCAGUGGGAUGAGAGAAGACCUGAGCCUUGCAUCUGCAGCAUACAAUUGGGCGAAUACAGCCAAUAACAUUGGAGCCACAGUAUUCAUGAUCGGGGGGAGCUUGAUUUUGCCUAGGAUAUAUCCUCGAUGGGUAUUUCCUUCUUUGACUAUUCUAUGGGGCGUGAUUCAAUGUUGCAUGGCAUUCGUGACCAACCACCAAGGUCUUAUCGCCUUACGUUUCUUUCUGGGAGCUGCACAAUCGAUUUUUCAGCCGGGCAUGAUUUAUCUUUUGGGUGCAUGGUAUACGCAAGCGGAGAUUUCAAAGCGUGUCAAUGCAUUUAGAUCUGCAAUGAGCAUAGCUUCGGCCGUUGGCGGUCUUAUAGCAGGUGGUAUUGUCCAAACCAUUGCCGAUCGUGGUGGAUUACGUGCAUGGCAAUGGAUAUUUCUCGUUGAAGGUCUGAUCUCAGUGGUUAUUGGUCUUGCUGGUUACUUUGUGGUACCCAAUUACCCUCAUCAAGACACAUCAUGGAUCACUGACAACGAGCGAUUGAUCACCCUAAAUACACAAUCAUCACGUGAUGUGGCGAUUUCAUCCACACGUUACAAUUGGAAGACGCAAGUAUCGCUAUGGUUCUUUUUAUUGCUAUACUCGUUUCUAAACAUUCCUUUACCUAUACAUAGGUUUAAGAAUGUCAUUGGCUCACCAUAUGCAUUGAUCCUUACGGUGAUGACGAUCACAUUUACGAUUGUAGCGAAGUUUCCAGUGAUGUUUGUCAUCAUCCUCAAGGAUAUGGGCUAUGACGAAGCUUUUGCUAAUUACAUGUCCACGCCCUUGAAUGUAUUUGCUGGACUUGUCUGUAUUGCCAUUGGAUGGAGUGCGGAUAGGUUUAAUGACUGUGCAAUCCAUUUGGGUGUAUUGAGUGCAUGGAUGACCAUUUGGAGUGUGGCUCUUGCAGCGGUGAAUCGUGGAGACAACCCAGCUGUCUUGGUCUUUUUAGCUGCGUAUGCGCUAGAGUUGACGACUGUUGCUAUAUCACUUUGCUUUGUCUGGGCCCUGAUUAUCUACAAAGCUGAUCCCAAUGCGCGUGCGUUAGCGGUUUCCCUAGUGGGCGGUAUUGGAUUCCUCGUUCCUGCAUUUAUGCAAGUCAAGCUAUGGGUGGUUACUGACUCCCCCGUAUUUUGGCUCGGCAAAAUUACCAGCGUGGGCUUUGGUUGUGUAGCAAUGAUAGCUGUAUUACUGGUGUGGUUCCUUUUACGCAUCCAAUUCAGAAUCCCCCAAGCGACCGCUGAUGGGUCGUUGAACACUGAAAAAGAAAUAAAACGAGAUGAUGUAGCUACCGCUUAA
Messenger RNA from Lichtheimia ornata, 1542 nucleotides. RefSeq lists its product as uncharacterized. The transcript has 5 exons. Gene Ontology annotation, biological process: transmembrane transport. Bases 1 to 1542 code for a protein of 513 amino acids. Gene Ontology annotation, molecular function: transmembrane transporter activity. Lineage: Eukaryota; Fungi; Mucoromycota; Mucoromycetes; Mucorales; Lichtheimiaceae. Gene Ontology annotation, cellular component: membrane. The record is from RefSeq and is a predicted model, not a curated record.